AUGGUCCCGACGCUUCAUCCUUUGGGAAAUAUCUUACUGGCGGAACGAAUCUCCGCGAGGUCUCAGAAACUGAGUCGUGGAGAUAUCGUUGUGUUUCAAUCUCCAGAAGACCCUAACAAGACUCCGAUCAAGAGAGUGAUUGGAAUUGAAGGAGAUUGUAUAAGCUUUGUCCUUGCUCCAGGGAACAAGGAUCAAUCAAAAACCAUCGUGGUUCCUAAAGGACAUGUUUGGGUGCAAGGUGACUAUACUCAUAACUCGAGAGACUCGAGAAUGUUUGGUCCUAUACCUUACGGUCUUGUUCAAGGCAAAGUGCUUUGGAGGGUUUGGCCAUUUCAAGAUUUUGGACCACUUGGACCGACCCCAACUUGA
This is a messenger RNA of Microthlaspi erraticum, 369 nucleotides long. The record is from the annotation of a GenBank genome assembly. NCBI's taxonomy places the organism in Eukaryota, Viridiplantae, Streptophyta, Magnoliopsida, Brassicales, Brassicaceae.